GUCCGAAAUGCGGAACCUUCCAUCUACAUCGACAAGUCGAGUCUGGACACAACUUCCGGGUCCGUGACACAAAGCCUCCAGCUUUAGAGUCAAAGCCAGAAAUCCUUCCAUAUAAGUUGGCGAGUCGACCUGACAUUCCCAAGGAACUAGAAAAGAUGAUCGUUUCCCACGUUGUCCACCUAUUGGCAACAAUGCCGGCGUUCGCGGAAUGGGGUCCGCGUGCUGUCAGCGAAAACAAAUGGACGGCCAAGGAGUUCACUGGAAGAUUCAGUCGCCUUGUGGAUAAGCUUCACUGCGAUCUUACUAUUGCAGCUUUCACUGAUUUCGAGAAACAAGUCGCGGGCACAAUAUUGGCUCGUAAGCUCUUACUUCUGGCUGAGUUCAAGAAAGCUGCAAGAUCAAGCCACUAUGAAUUAUUGCAACAUGUUCAGACCGAGCGAGACCAUUCGGUUGUUGACAAUGGGCCUGACGAGAGCCAAAUUGCGUUCGCGGAUAACCAGUCAAUUCAGGGCCAGUUCGAAGCAGCCUUGUCAUUCUUCCAAACCAAUUCAAGGGCUUUCGAUAAAUUCACUGUCGGUAUCAGGAGGUCCCUGUACUUUGACACGGAUCCUGCAGCUAAGUUCUCCACAAUUGAGGCAACUGUGAAGGAAGCUUACAAGACGGUGGGCUCUAGUCGCCAAGGGACUAGUACUAACCAAAAUCCCGACGUCUCUGCCACAUUUAUGAUCGACUGGGAGCUUCCCGAAUUCAUGAAAUACGAAAUGAGGAGCGGCGAGGUUGGGCCUGUCGUAACCAUCAGUGGUUCUGCCGUCUACGGUCGCGCAGUGCAAUGCUCAGCGUAUAUCGGCGAAAAUUGGGCUGAAGAAGGCCCUGCGAUUCUAGGCUGCAUCGAACGGGCACUUCGAUCGGGUUCGGGGCAAAAUGAACCGUCGGCUGAGCCUAGGUCGACGCGGAUUUAUGUGAAAAUCCCGCCAGUUGAACGCCCUGCCGAUGACCAACCCAAAAAUGAAAUCACAGGAGACUUGUCCAGCUUAGGGACACCCGCGGCUGAUCUAUCCCCUGGCGACGUGAUGUCCCUGGACGGAGACCUGGGGGAUACGCUUCAAGCACAGUUGUAUGCCAGCGACGAAUUCUCAGAAUCCCAUCAACUGACAGAAAUCACGGUUUGCGGCUCACUAAAAGCCAUUGAACAGGUGGCUUGUUGCCUCACAUGGCUCACAGCUGCCAUGAGGCGGUCCCCUCGGACCGGUAAGCUGUCUUAUUCGGAUGCCAUCUUCGAGGACCGUACCGCUCUACAGCCAAUCCUGUGGGGAUGUAGCGACGCACAGUCCAUGUACUUCGCCAUAUCCACUACAGAACUUGAGCCACUCACAGACGGCGAGCUGGGGAUGUGCUGGACGCCGCUCUUCCCUUGCUGCAUCAUUGCGGACGGAUGGCCCAUUCCAGAAAGACCAGAUUGGGUGCCAGGCCUGGAGAUACCGCUCGACAUGUUGACUUCCAUAUCUGGAGCUCGGGUUUCAGUUCGCCUCUCGUCUGGGGUGAUCCUACAAGGCGAGUCCACUGCUCUGGUGCCCGUAAGCAUGGUUUCCCUGGCACCGGGAAAGCGGCGGUGCCUCCUUUGGCACUUCUUGCAGCCAGAAGACGGAAUGAGUACCGCCAGAGUCCUCAGGGAAUUCGAAGAGAUCUACAAACUCGAAGGCAGCGACAUCAGAGAUAUGCAAAACAUCCGGUCCUUCGUGGGAUGGACAACACCAGCCCACGUAUGUCUGGGCCAUAAGGACUUUGCCUACGACGAGCUGAGACUGUGUGGCCCCGAAGAAUAUAAAGACCCGUCACAAAACGGAUGGGUACUGAAAGAAGUUAGCUUUGCAGUUCAGAUCAAGGUGCCUGCAUUCGUCAACACCGAAAUAAGAGCAACGGCCGCUCCAGCUUACACGGUGCCGGACCCACGCAAGGCCAAGACUGACCUGGGCCCCGCGAAAAUAGGAUUCGCCGGAGACUCAAAACUUAAUGCUGCCUGGACAAUGCCCGUCUUCCUAUACGAUUCCCAGGACAGACGGGCUUGGUUGGUCACCCGCGGCAGCGCCAUUCUCUUCAUCCUCCAUGCCAUGGCCCAGAGAAAGCCACCCGUCAUCCUCACCAAUAAGAACGACCAGGCACUUCCGUUUGCGGAGAUAUCUUCCGACGGAGGGGAAGCCGCAAAGAGGGCAAUUGAAGGCCUCCGCGACUUGGUUAUAUGCAAAGACGAGGACGGGGUGGCCGAUAUCCGCUUGUGGGAGGCCAUUCGGAGCAUGCACCAAGUGCUGGACAAGAUUGCGACCGCGUUCAAAGAGUCAACCGAGGGCUGUCUUUAUGGCUGGGACCUCUUCUCAAUGAUCGACCCACACGUCCCCAACCCAAUCAGGCGCCACCAGCCUCUGUCUAGCAGCAGCGGCAUCUGGCCGAGGCUGUGCGAGAAGUACCCGGUGCUCUUCGUUGACGGGCUCGGCGACGUUAUUAUACCCAGCGAUGCAGAUGGCCUCUGCACAGAGUGGAAAGCCGUGCCUCCGGGAUACGACUACCUCUGUGCCAGCCUCCACGCCCUCAACUCAAUCUGCCGUCAAUAUCGACCCCCGGACCUCCGAUACUUCCAAUGGCUCAACCCGUCCAUGCGCUUGGAAUGUAACGAGAUUUACAGUUUUGAAUUGAACAGGGGUCAGCAGAGCAUUAACCAUCACAAGUGCAUGCACAAAAACUCCAGGAAAUGCACUAUACACAUUCAGAAGCUCGAGAUCGUCAAGGACAAGGACAGCUUUAAAGAAUGGUGUCAAAAACUAUCCCGUAGGGAGCUACAGUCCAGCAAGGAGCUACCAAUAGACGGCGCCAUCGUCUUUGGGAUCAAGCCCAGGUUCGCAUGGCUCAGACGUUCAAAACAACGUGACCAGCCCAGAGAUCCACCACUGCCGCAUGUGGCGAAGGGGACGGCAGUACCUACUAACAACCAGCCCCAAGUGCACGUAGUCUUGAAAGCUCCGGGCGAAGAGGCCCCUCUCCAGCAGCGGAUUCCGCUUAACAAGGCCAUAGAGCCUGUAAGUAGGGGGUUGUGUGAUAUGUUCGCGGUCACGCUUCUAUCAAUCAUUAUUUCCUCCGUUUUCACGUACUUCAAGUUUCGGGUGUAAAUCCGCUUCAUCCGUUCGGUCCAUCACAGGGUUUGAUUUGCAGGAUAGCGCUUUCGAAAAGCAAUUGGUGGUAGCUUAUUAGCUAGUUUUGCCGUUGUCAUGGCGUUACGACUUAUGAAUUUUCUUACUUGAUGAAUGAAUUGAGAAAGGCUCUUGCAAAUAGGCAAUUGAUAACGUGGAGGUAUGGAUGACGAGGAUCAGGGAGGAAAGGAAGGAGCCGAAGAAUGAAGUUUGAGGUUCUUGGAUAAUGAAUAUGUGCAUGUGUAAUGUUUGUACUUUGUUAACGCGAAAGCAGGAGUCACGUCUAGUUAACUAUUUCGGACAUAUUUUCUUCAAUGC
Hyaloscypha bicolor E is the source of this 3497-nucleotide messenger RNA. RefSeq lists its product as uncharacterized. The record is from RefSeq and is a predicted model, not a curated record. The transcript has 2 exons. The coding region runs from base 192 to 3158 and encodes 988 amino acids. Lineage: Eukaryota; Fungi; Ascomycota; Leotiomycetes; Helotiales; Hyaloscyphaceae.